AUGCCGUCCGAGUUGGUCGUCCUGCCGCCCUCGUCGCCCCUCAUGAUUUCCGCCAUCCCUCCCCCCCGACCCGUUUCUGUAAAUUCGCUGGCGAGAGCCUCUGUCUCGUCAUCGAUCCCAUAUGCCAAAUCAACUCGAAGUACGAGCGCAGAGUUCCAGCUGCCCGAUGGCCCCAUCGCCCCUCCCGCAGUGCCUGGCCAGCUGGCCUGCCAGUCCCCUGUGGAUACCGAUAUGGAAGAUGUGGAGAUCAUUGUGGAUGCACCACGUCCCCUCCGGCCCGAAUUGCAGUUUCAAAACCUCCCUGUCGAAAUCCACGAAGUCAUCCUUGAUUACCUCUUCGGCGAACGAGCGGCAGCUUUCACAACGACCGGUCCCGGGAAAUCACCCGGUCGAAGUUGGAAUAAAUCUCUCCGUCACCCGCGACGGAAAGUUUUGUCGAAUCUCGCGUUAAUCUCGCCGGUGUGGAGAUCGUUAGUGCAGGACCGGAUCUACAGACAUAUCAAAAUCAAAGGCACGACCGAGGAGCUAUCCGAAUCGGCACGUUGGUUUCGAGCGCAUCCCCAUCUAGCCAGCUAUGUCCGCCAUGUCGAGAUAUGGAUCCCGGUAUGGGGUAAGCGAGCCAUCAAGAAUAGCUCUCAAAUUCCCGCCCGGCGAUACAAUGAUGAAGAUGUGGAUGGAGCCGUCGCGCACACGACCAUGGUAUGGGACGAUUCCGACACCAACCAUGGAAACGACUACAAAUACCACUACGCGAGUCAUAAUGCCACGCUAGAGGAGAUCUUUUUUCACGUCCAGUCAUGCUUUCCGGAGGCACGCAUUUUGACCCUCGAAGGAGGCCACUGCAAGAAGCCGCCGAUGGUACGCCACUUCAGGAAUGAUCCGUGUGGAUUCUCCGGCCAGCAACUGCCGACACUACCGGAGAUUCGCUCGUUUGUCAUGCGCGGAGCUUGGAACAUUAUGCGCCAUCACCGUCAUUGGCGCAACUUGUCCGAAGCGCUGCCGGGUUUGCAAGAGUGGCAUUGUGCGUACGCGAAACCCAAGGUCGAAGGGUACCAUACCAUUGCAGAAAUCCUACGACGACUGUCACCCUCCAUUGUACACCUUAAUAUUAGCCUGGAGGGAUUCUACAGCAAGGACAGCACGCAGACCAGCUGGCUGGGCGACGGAGUUAACCCUCCGCAUCUAUGUCGCUUGCUCGGAGAUGUCAUACCACACCUGGAAUCCCUCGCGUUCACCGGCAAGGUCUGCGCGUGUCUGUUCCAGCCUACGCGAAACUCUUUGUCGGCCUGGCCACCCAAGUCUUCGAAAUUGAGAUCACUAGACCUGGUAGUCAAGAAUUGCUGCCGUGACAAGCGGACCAGCCCCGGACUGCCAUUCCUGGAUGACUUUUCACGUAUCACCAACCUCCACUUUAUUCGGGCGUUCGAGCGAUUGAUCACCGGCGCGGUACAUAGUCUCAAUACCCACCAAGUACUAAAUUACAUGCGGAUUCGGUUCAUCGAUCUGGACUCGGCCUGCCCGCCUCUCAACCCGUAUUUCCAGCUCAUUGACGACGAAUGCUCGGGUCUCUGGAGCGAGCGGAUCCUCGACAUGCUGCAUGAGGCCCGACCGCAGGCGCAUUUCAUCGAGUUGUCCGAAGGGAUUUACCCGCAGUAUGGACCCAAUCAUCAAAUCGUUGGGGCCGUAUACCCACGGACCCGACCUUUAAGCAUCCACGCCGCGACCUACAAAAUCAUCGCGGACGUGUCCAAAUCCUGA
Molecule: messenger RNA, 1758 nt
Organism: Aspergillus bombycis
Lineage: Eukaryota; Fungi; Ascomycota; Eurotiomycetes; Eurotiales; Aspergillaceae
Exons: 2
Coding region: 1-1758 (585 amino acids)
Source: RefSeq, a predicted model, not a curated record